AUGGCGGAUCAUACUAAAAGGGAUGUUGUUGAACCACCCGGAAAAGAAAAGGACUCUGAGAAGAGUAUUUCUGAUAGGAGGGCCUUGCUUAAAAAGGCAUAUACUGAAAGGAGGAGGGCGGAGCGAGCAAGGCAAGAAAGGGAUGGAGAAGAAUCGCAAUAUCCUGACGUAAUAAUCAAAUAUCUUGAAAGUCAGGCUAUGCGGCCUAAGCCUGCUCCUAAAAAAGCUUUUGAAAUCCCGAUCUUAGAAGAUGAUCAACACUUGGAUCCAACUUAUUAUCACUUCAAACGGUUGAAUGCAAUUGCAAAUCGCAAGUACACAGGAGGCGUCGAUUAUACUAACAAAUUGGUUAUCACUGGGACUAUGCCCAUUCCUGACUUUAUAGCCAAGUAUAAAAGCAUGGAACCCAACAACUUUUGUCAUAUGUUCCGUGAUCAUUGCCUAGCUGGGAGACUUAUGAGCAAAGUAUAUUCAUCAGACGUUAUAACGUAUGAGUUGGUUGGUUUUGGUGGACAGAUUCAGGUCAAGGCUUUUCCAAGGUUUGCUUUUGUAUCAGAAGAUUACUUUCUUGAGGUGCAUUCUGAUUUGAGAGUUGGAGACUAUGUUUGUUUUAGAGGGUUUCCAGCAAUUAUCGCAAGAAAGCUGUGUAUGGUGCCACAUUUAGUCAGGCGUUUGUCGUAUUGUCUUUAUAAGAUGCCACCCAUGCUGCCCGUUAUGGAGGAGUUUGAUGCAUCAACUCCAGAAAGUGGUGGGUCUCCCGGUGCUUAUAUCUUAAAGGAUCAGGUAUUCAAUACUAGCGUCAUGCAAUAUGUAACUCCACAGUUAGUGAACAGUUUAUCGAUCCUUUCAAGAAUAAAUUCCUCGAUUUUAGGAAAUGUCCCAUCUUUAGCGUGUCAAAUGGGCUUAAGUCUGUUGUGAUAGAUAUCAGGGCCAAUUGGUUUCAUUUGGUCAAAUAA
Messenger RNA from Erigeron canadensis, 956 nucleotides. RefSeq lists its product as uncharacterized. Gene Ontology annotation, cellular component: cytosol. NCBI's taxonomy places the organism in Eukaryota, Viridiplantae, Streptophyta, Magnoliopsida, Asterales, Asteraceae. Gene Ontology annotation, biological process: lysyl-tRNA aminoacylation. The coding region runs from base 1 to 918 and encodes 305 amino acids. The transcript is spliced from 9 exons. Gene Ontology annotation, molecular function: lysine-tRNA ligase activity; tRNA binding. The record is from RefSeq and is a predicted model, not a curated record.